AUGAUCUCGAAUAACACCAUUGAUUGUAUCUGUUGGCAAAUUCUCUCUCGGGAAUGAUGUCAGUGAAAUCAAAUCAUCGAUACAAACAUUAAUUCGCCUCAAUUGUUCGAAUUUUGCGGUUCGUCGAAAAACUCAGAUCGUAUAAAAUGACGCGAGAAGUGCGCAAUAUUUCGGAUACGUUACAGCUUUAUUCGAGUGUUUCGAUUUUUGCUAUUUUUGCCUACUUGAUCACGCAUCUGUUGCUAAAUUCUGCUAGCAUAUCGGGUACUCCGACGAUCAAACCUUACGACAAAUUUGAUCUCGAAAAAGACAUCGAGAAGUUACACGAGGUCGCGAAAAAAGUACCCAAUCGAGCUCCAGAUGGCGAUACGAUGGUUCGAAUGGUCUGUCAUAGAACACGAGACCAACGAAUGCAAAUGAAGAAAGCAUUUAAAGACAAAUUCGAUCAGGAUAUUGCCUCAUAUUGUGGUGGAGCCGCAGACGGUGAAAUUUCACUCGAAGAUUUGUUGGUAGACUGUUUCACCAGCGUGCUUGAAAUUUACGUAUUCCAUUUUUAUUGGGAGCUCGAUUACAUGUUCAAGUCAAUCGAUAAGCAUUCCUUAGUUGAAAUCUUAUUAUCAGUACCUCCGCAGGAAAAAGAAAAAUUCGUCAGUAUUUAUAACGAAACUUAUAGGAUCACGCCCGAUCAACAUGUAAAAGACAAAGUCAAAGAUCCGGAAGUGCACGAUCUGAUUUUGAGGAUGCUUAGCAAAAACCGCAAACCAGAUAUCACUCCAGACAAGAUCGAUUGGGAGUUGGCUAAAAAAGAAGCUACAAUAUUGAACGAAGGAAGAAAGAAAUGGAAAGAAACCCCCGAAGAAUUGGAGAGAAUUUUGCUGGAAACUCCGAUUCAGCAAUUGAACGCUACAUUUGUAGAAUUUCAGAAAGUAAACGGCAAAGAGAUCGACGAAGUGAUGAAAAAAAAGUUGGGAAGAGACUUGAGAGAAUGUUACAAGGCUAUGGUACAUUUCGUCAAAGACAAAUACGACUAUUAUGCUGGACGACUGCACUAUGCCAUGAAAGGUUGUGGAACUCAAGAUCACGUUCUCAAUCGAAUAGUAUCGAUACAUUGUGAGGAUGAUUUGAAAGAGAUCGCAACAGCUUUUCAAUUGAAUACUGCAGAUUCGCUGAUCGAUGCUAUUGCGGCUGACACAACUCUUCAUCACGAAAUGUUGCUAACAUGUUUGGCAGGCAAACACACCGUAAAGGAGUGCUAAUUCACAUUCUCCAACGUCAAGAAUUCCGCAAGAUGCAUAAAAAUUUAAAUAAUAUACAAAAUGAUGAAAAAACUGCUCAUCAAUAAUACAUACAUAAAUUACAUCAACACA
Molecule: messenger RNA, 1367 nt
Organism: Planococcus citri (citrus mealybug)
Lineage: Eukaryota; Metazoa; Arthropoda; Insecta; Hemiptera; Pseudococcidae
Product: annexin A13-like
Exons: 8
Coding region: 147-1256 (369 amino acids)
Cellular component (GO): cytoplasm
Molecular function (GO): calcium-dependent phospholipid binding; calcium ion binding
Source: RefSeq, a predicted model, not a curated record